AUGCAGGAAAAUGGUGAGAUUUAUAUAAAGGUUGGUGCAUGCGGAUCGACCGCUGGACUUAGUAAUGUUCAGGACUGGGAUGAUGGCGUCCAUCUUGCCAUUCGUCAUAUUUACGUUUGCUACACUGAGAAUUCUGUCAACUGUAUCCAAGUUGCUUAUUUUGAUCCCAGUAAGGGUACAGUUCUUUCACCCAAGCAUGGAAACACUCUCUCCACUGACUUCUUCGAAGAAAUUAAUAUAUCUCCUCAUGAUCCGAUUAUUUCAGUUGGUGGCUCUUAUACUGAGGCUGAUGGCUACAAUAUAAACAAAACAAAACAGCGGUUAACGUCUCUAAAAUUUGAGACAGUCAGCGGGCCAACUUAUGGACCAUAUGGAAUGAAAGCUUCCGAUCGCAAAAAUAAUUCUUCUUAUCACAGCAUAAAUAAUUCAUUUUGCUUUACGACUAGUAGUGGCGUGAGGGGCUUCCAUGGAAGCGCAAAUGAUUCCAGCCUUUGUUCCAUUGGCAUUUAUGCUCAAUCACAAGCAUCUUCAGUCUCAUCUGUUCGCUACAUUUUACAUGCAAAGGAAGCAACAAUAUUCUUUCUCAUCUGUUCGCCAAUGACUUCGGAAAAGAGUAAGAUUUAUGUAAAGGUAGGUGCGUGCGGAUCAAGCACAGGAAAUGGUGUUCAGAACUGGGAUGAUGGCUUCCAUCUUGCCAUUCGUCAUAUUUACGUUUGCUACUCCGAGAAUUCUGUCAACUCCAUCCAAGUUGCAUAUUUAGAUCCCAGCAACAGUACAGUUCUUUCACCCAUGCAUGGAAGCAGCGUCUUCACUGACUUUUUUGAUGAGAUUAAUAUAUCUGCUGAUGAUCUGAUUAUUUCAGUUGGUGGCUGUUAUUCUACUGAGCACUGUGGAUACAAUCCAAAACAAUUGUUAACGUCUCUCAAAUUUGUAACAGCCAGCGGGAAAACUUAUGGGCCAUAUGGAAUUAAUGGUCCCGAUCGCAAAGAUAAUCCGUAUAAUCCGCCAAAAAAUAAGCCAUUUUCCUUUAAGACGACUAGCGGCGUGAGGGGCUUCCAUGGAAGUACAAAUAGUUCCAGCCUUUCUUCCAUUGGCAUUUAUGUUGAAUAA
Molecule: messenger RNA, 1110 nt
Organism: Dendrobium catenatum
Lineage: Eukaryota; Viridiplantae; Streptophyta; Magnoliopsida; Asparagales; Orchidaceae
Product: agglutinin-like
Exons: 5
Coding region: 1-1110 (369 amino acids)
Source: RefSeq, a predicted model, not a curated record